Dunckerocampus dactyliophorus (ringed pipefish) is the source of this 4482-nucleotide messenger RNA. RefSeq names its product POM121 transmembrane nucleoporin (gene pom121). Gene Ontology annotation, molecular function: structural constituent of nuclear pore. Gene Ontology annotation, cellular component: nuclear pore. Bases 64 to 3558 code for a protein of 1164 amino acids. The record is from RefSeq and is a predicted model, not a curated record. Gene Ontology annotation, biological process: RNA export from nucleus; protein import into nucleus. The transcript is spliced from 13 exons. NCBI's taxonomy places the organism in Eukaryota, Metazoa, Chordata, Actinopteri, Syngnathiformes, Syngnathidae.
AAGCACGAUAGUAGCCGAUGCAGAAGAAGCAGUAUAGAGCAGCAUGAUGGGCGCGCUGCCGCCAUGUCACCUAGAGAGAGAAAUUUAGCUAUUCUUUGUGCUUUAGCUUUAGUUAGUCUAAUCCUUUAUUUCGCUCCCUCGUUCCAAUACGUUGUUAUCACUUUAGCGCUUUGUGGCGUGGUGUGGCUCCUUUUUUGCGGAACGCGGCUUCCCGCCAGAUUAGGCCUGAAUCCCUGGACUGGACUGAUCGCUCCAGUCGGCUACCUCCUUCGCUUUUGGGACUGGUGGGUGAGCGACGUGUCGGUGGUGUCACGGAGGAGGACCAAGCUCGGCGGUGAGAGGCGUGAGCAACGCAGCGAGUCACAGCGGCCUUUCAGACAGACAAGACCGGGCUUUAAUGCCGUUUAUCGCGGGCAACACUUGGCGAGCGAGUCGUUUCUUUUCAGCCCCCGGGACUUUCUCAUGGGGAGCUACAUUGGCAAACCCGAAAGUCCGACCGGCGACUUCGGGAGGCCCAGAGUUGUUGGGAACCCCCGAGAGCAACUUCGGGAGAAUUUGUCCAGACCCAACCAUGCUGUCUGCACCCCGAACAGGAGGCUGUCAUUUGCUGGGGAGCCGCCGGGCUCAGCAGGACGCUUCAACAUCACCCCCCAACGUCACUACCCUCUUCAGCAGCCGGGUGUCUCCUCAGUGGGGAUUAUGUCUCCUGUCAGGUGGGAUGGCUUCAGGAAGAAGAGCGUUCUCACACCAAGAAAUUCCCUGGCUGCCCACAGUCCCGUCACGAUGAAGAUAGCCCGGCCGGACCACAGUAGCCCCAGUUUGGACCACCUGAGUUGUGCUGGAGCCCCCAGGGACCUGGUCGACCCCUGCUCCAGAGAAAGUGUCCUCAAAGUGUUGAAGGAGAGCCGCAAGCGAGAGGUUGAAGAUGAGGACAGGAGCUUCACCACUGAGCAGAAGACCAAGAGAAGGCGUAAUGACAGUGGAGGAAGUGCACACUCGGCUUUUGAGCCUCUUUUGCCCAACGGAGCGCCAUCACAACUGGUCCCUAAACCAGGAAGCCUAAAAAGAGGCAUGACCUCAGUGACGGAAGAGUCCAUAAUGAAGAGGUCUCGCACCUCCUCCAUCAGCUCUGCCAGUGGAGUCCACGCCCCCAGAGGGACCCCUGGCUCCAAGAGAAACCCCAUUUACAGCUCCUACAGCUCUUCACUGGGGGGUCUUGUGCAGUUUAAGAAACCAUCGGCGCCGAGCUCUCCAAUGUCCAGCCCAGGUUCUUCUCGCUCUCAGACACCAGAAACAGCCUCCAAGAGACCCAGAGAGGAUGAUUGUCUUUCUCCCAGCUCAGCGUCCUCUGUGAGGUCAGAUAAGACAGCCUCAGAAAAAGCCCCUGAGACUUCCAAACAGACUCCAGCCCCCAAAGUCCCAGUUACGACUUCAACAGACUCCACUGGGAGUGGUGGGAAGAGAAAACGAAAGAUUCAGCUCGUAUCCGCCAACCGGGACGACCACAUCUCGCUGCCUCCGCCACCAGAGCUGGGCUACACCGUAACUGUGAAGGAUCUGGAUGAUGAGAAGAAGGCCGCCAUCAGCAAGAUCCAGAAGGUUCUGGAGACACCCGCUCCCGAACUCGAAGAGUCCACCUCUUCUCUGACCUCCACCACCGUUUCCGCCAUGCCUGCUUCGUCUACCACCUCUGUUCCCAGCACCGCCACCCUCACCCUGAGUAGCCUUUUAGCUGCCCCUCUGCCCAAAACCUCGAGCUCGGCCACACCUGUCAUCAACCUUGAUCCCAGCCCAUCACCAUCGGCUUCCAAUCCCCUGCUGGAGGCUCUGAAGAUGAAGAGUCCCGUAAACUCUGCUGCUAGCACGGCCACAGAGUCUGCAUUGACUGCACUUGUACCACCCAGUGUCUCAAACCCGAAGGUAUCCACUGUCCCAGACCCUCCAAAACCCCCACCUGCCUCACAGUCCCAGCCCGCUUCCAUUAGUGUGGGCCAGCCCUCUGCCUUCACUCAGGUUCUGGGCCUGGUUUCCAAGCCUGCAAGCAGCAGCAGCACUCCGUCGUUGACCGGAGUCAGCCCAUUUGGACUGUCGAGCCUGUUCAGCAGCAGCACUGUUGUGUCCUCUGCCGCUAACCCAGCCCCUUCCACCACUGCUGCCACGAGUAGUUCGGAGUCACUCAGUCACUCCAGCCCUCUGCUCGCCUCGGGGUUCAAACCCAUCUUUGCUGCCACCACUGCUCCCUCCACCACAUCAACUAUGUCAGCCCCAGAGAGCAAACCCCUUGUACAAAACUUCAAGCCAAUUUUUGGCAGCAGCACCACUGCAGGGCCUGGCUUUGCCCCGCCUCCAUACACAGCUUCCAUUACAACAUCUGCCACGGGUUCUUUGAGCUCUUCAAUAUUUGGUGCCUCAGAAAGCAGCACCACUCUUACACCAUCACUUUUCACCGGUUUGACCUCCACCGGCUCCACCACCACCACCACCAACACAAAUCCUGCAGCCCAGCCUGCUAUAAAAUCCGUGUUUGGACCCUGGUCAACUCCAGCUUCAACUAGCACAAGUACCACCUCAGCGCCAGCUCCUGCUACCGGGAGCACCUUUAAUUUUGGAGCUGUCGCCACCACCACCGCUGCUGCUGCUGCCCCCACUACAACCGCUGCUAACUCCUUUGCAUUUGGCAUCACACAGCCCCAAGCCACCAGCCAGAAGGUCUUUGCUUUUGGUCAGACAGCAGUCAGUCAGAAUACGACACAACCAACUUUCGGAGGCUUCUCCAUGGCAAACGGCACUCCCGUUGCUGCCACCUCCACUGCUAAAGCUGACGUCACCACUUUGGCACAGUCUGCGUUUACCUUUGGAAAGUCGUCAUUUGAAGCGCCAACCUCGCAGACGACCUUCAGCUCCACAGCAUCUGUUUCCACCGCAUCAAAGCCCUUUACUUUUGGCGGUAGCGCAGCACCACCCGCACCGGCUUCCAAUCCUGCCCCACCAGCUUUCCCGUUCGGGGGUGCUGUUGCCACCGCACCAUCCAGCUUUGUGACGCCAACUAAACCAGCGUUUGGCGGCAGCUCCACUACCUUUGCUUUCGGAGGCACCACCAUGCCAUCGGUGGCGCCAAGCUUCGGACAAGCUGCCCAGACUCAGAGCGCGCAACCCAGCACACCCUUCACGUUUGGUGGCGCCACUCCUCAGCACACCCCCUUGGGCCCCACGCAGCCUGCAUCCGGCGGAUUUAACUUUGGCGCCGCGUUAUCGCAGCCCCAGUUUGGAACACCACUCGCCAAUAAUCCGGCGCCACAGAUGGGAGGCUUCAACUUUGGGGCUGCUGCUGACAAACCAGCUUUUGGAACGUCUACCCCAUCUUUUGGCCAGAGUACUUCUGCAGCUCCUGGUCCGAUUCCCUUUGGAAAUCCUGGAACGCCACUACAGGGCUUCAAUGCUGUUCCUUUUGGUUCUCCGGCGACUCCUUCUUUUUCCAUCGGGGCUGGAUCCAAGCCAAGCGGGGCUCGGCAAAGACUGCAAGCACGGAGGCAACACAACAGAAAGAACAUGAAGUAAUCUUGUAAUGAUUGAACUUUAAUAGGACUUUCAGUCGCUGCUGUGGCUUAUCGAUGCUUUGUUCCAAGCCACUCUGCCACUCAGACCGCGCCAUUUUCUUUGAUGUGGUCCCGGCCAAAAACACUUUGUCGCUUGGACGACUACACGACGCCAGAGGAGGAGACACCUUGAGAAGAUUCUGAGCAAAGUCAUAUCCAGAGUUGUCUUAAGGAGAACAGAGAAAACGGCGCAUCAGCGCAGUUUAUUUUUUUAUGCAGACUGAUUUGUACUUUAAUGAAUGUUUGCGACCUUCUCCCCACGAAGCUGGAAAGGAGGGAGAAAAACAAACCGCGUAACUGUCGACUUGUGACGCAUUUUGCAUUUUUUUAUUAUUUUUUUAAUUGGCCGCCUGCCCAUGUAAAUGACUGCCACGCAUCUGCACAUAAAGGAUGAUUGAGUAGAUGGCUUUGAUUUCUAGCCACAGUUAUUUGUGAUGUUUCUUAACUGCAAACAUUCCCAAAGUCCUCCCAUGGACGGCCUUUUUUGUUGGGAUUUUUUUUGAAGCACUGACAUUAGCAGGUCAGUGAAUGAUUUUGACUUGUACUGACAAACCAAAGCCAAUUGGGACAAGAACCUUUUAAUUUCAUUUUUUUUUUAGUUGCAGAGAUCUUUCUUUGUGCCAGACUACCUCUUUUGAAUCCCAGGCACUGAAUCCUGGAAUUGUUCAAUUCAUGUCAACAUCUACUGUUUUGUCAAUGAAUCAGAAUAAUUAAGUCCGUUUACAGGACAGAAAUUUCAUCUUGUGCAGCAUCUGUUUUUUAACAUCACGUUAGCUGUCAAAAGUUGUUUGUGAAAAUGUGCGCAACAUAAGUGAACAUAAUCUGAUGCAGCGCCGGUGGUUUAUGUUGAUCUAAUAAAAGGGAAUGAUGGAUGUUCCAAAACACA